Melanaphis sacchari is the source of this 3086-nucleotide messenger RNA. RefSeq lists its product as uncharacterized. Bases 647 to 1819 code for a protein of 390 amino acids. The record is from RefSeq and is a predicted model, not a curated record. NCBI's taxonomy places the organism in Eukaryota, Metazoa, Arthropoda, Insecta, Hemiptera, Aphididae. The transcript is spliced from 5 exons.
CCCGCACAUUCACCGUAGUGUACAUCACACGCGGCCAACCCAUCGACCGUCCGCUACAGUUGCUCGCCCGCGUCCGGCAGAUCAGUCAGACAAAUUUUUUUUUCCAAAACGCGCUCGCUCGCACUCCCGCACACACGUCGUUCUCGCAUGCUUAUGUACAAAAUAUAAGUACGAAAUACGCGUAUAUAAUAAGCGCCGGCACUGCUGCUGCUGUUGGGACGUCGUAUAAUAUCUGUCGCGUGUGUGCGUUUGUGUGAGUGUUUGUGUGCACUUUACACGUAUACGACAGGUAUACGUGUGCAUGUGUGUGUGUUUUCGCGAAAAUAAACAAAGUAAUCAACAGAGUAAAAACUCUGUUUAUAUUUCAAAGCCGUACUGUGAUAUACGGCUGCGGCGCUGCUAGUAAAGCGGUGCAACUGCGCAGUCAUCGUCUGUAACAGGGUUCGGCGCGACCCGUAUACGGUACGAGGGAGACCGGGCCAAGACGCGGUCAACGCGACUGCCAAGUGCAAGUGGCAGAGUCACGCCGGAAAACACAAACGAUCGGCUGACAAAAGACUUGUGGUCAAUCAUCGUCAACAGUUGCUGCAUCGAUAAUACAGCAGCUUAUAUUAUCGUAUUGCCCAAAUAUCUAAGGCAAAUCAAAAUGACAUCACCACUGACCUCGACGACAUCGGUCCGACGGUGUUCCGUCCUGACCACCACUUUACUGCUGUUGUUAGCGGUAGCCGCCAAUUUUCCAUCCGGCGCCCUAUCGUCUGCCAUACGUCCUGCGUCAUCUGCUGUGUCCACCGACGUCGCAGCUGGUUCUUCCCCGUUAGUUCCGAGCAAUUGGCACGGGACUCCGAACGUUCCCGCUGACGUGCCAGCGUCGGACGCCGGAAGGACUGUUGUUAGAGAAAAAAGGACGUUGCUCAAACUUAAGCCGCUCAUCGUGUUGCCGGUCAAGGUCGCGCUGGGCACUGGCGCCAAGUUGGUAGCAGGAGCUAAGCUUGGAGCCAAGGCUGUUGGAGUAGGUUCGAAGGCACUGGGUGUCAGUCUCGUUGGAUUGAAAGCCGCUCAUAAAGUGGCAAAAGUGACAGUAAAGGCAGCCACAGCGUUGGGAGUCAAGGCGGUUCUGCUCAACUUCUUGUUUCAGAAAAUCAAUCAGGUGAUCGAUUUUAAGACCCGUUUACUAAGUAACCUUGACCAGCGCAACCGGCAGCAGAAUGCACAAUUUCUGUCACCAGUGUUGACCCAAUCCUCUUCGUCAGCAAAAUCGGGAUCGAUCGGAAACAAGGAAGACGACGACUUUCUGGCAUCGGCACCAGGCACCAGCGAUCAACAAGUGUUGGCCCAAGAGCAGAUAAAAUCUUCAGCCAUAGCACCAGCGGUUGCACCACUGGAAGACGAUAGCGAGGUGACAUUUGAUGCCAACAAAGUCACUCUUCAGAUCCCAGACAGGCUGUUCGGUCCCAGUUUCACAGCCGUCAACGGCAUAUCACAGACAAUCGGAAACGUCAUACAGAACGCGGCCGGCAGACUGGCCCGACUCGUGGACGCCAUCAAGGCGGCCUUUUGGCGCAAAGCGGCCGGCGUCUCGGCCAUCAGCAAUUCGAGCGGCAGCAGCAGCGGCGGCGGCGGCGGCGGCGGAAGUUCGUCGACGCGUCGGCCGACGGCCAACAGAGGAUCCCGAGACGCAGCGGCCGACCUGCAGAACAACGACGACGACGGACUGGACUUGGACCCGCUGGACGAGGCCGCGUCCGCGUCGUCGCCCGCGUCGCCCGCAAAACCGAACGCGACCGGCCGGGCGGAUGGCGCCGGCAACAAUCAGUGAUGCCGCCCGCGGCGACGUUGUGCGGCAGUCGUCGGUGCGUGUGUAUCGGCGAGUCGUCGUCUCUCGGUCGGCGCGACGACGACGUCGUCGUUAUUGGACGUCGUCGUCGCCGCAUGUCGCCGUGAAACGACAUCGAUACCACGACGUCGUCCGUUCGCGCGAGUCGAAUGGCCGCCGUACGUAAUGUACGCAUUUGAUGCUGCGCGGUGACUGUCAGCAGCCGGAACGGUCGGUAUCGCUGUGACGAUGACAACUCGUUCAAAAAUUACGCGACAUCGAUCUGCGAUGAUGGCCAUCGGCAUUCACGCGACUUCCGCUCGCGCGGUAAUCGAUUAUUAUCGUCGACUCCGCAGCUCAUCGCAUUACAUUACAUUACUCUGUCGUUUAGAACCACUGCACAGACGCGCGUACAACAUUCUCCCGGCACCAGGGACGUAUACGCACACGAGGGGUGUUUGAGCGUUCAAACACCUCCCCCGAAAUAUUUGGUUUUUUUUUUUUUUUUUUGAAAAAUCGGCUAAAGCAAGACAAAAAUAAGAUUUAAAACAAUUUGAGAAAAACAAAAACACUUAAACGAGAUUAUCGACUGAUUUUCAUAAACACUCCCCGAAACUUUUUUUUUUGCGUACGUCCUCCCAAAACGUGUCCGAUGUAUUUAUAUUAUAAGGAAAAUGUAUCGAAUAGACUUAAACGUAGUUUAUAUUCUAAUUACAUGCUGUAUAUAAGUGUAAACGGGGCUAUAUAUUGUUGUAAAUAAUUUUUAUUUAUGUAUUUUAUAUUAUUUUUAACGAUAAUCAAAAUUAAACGAGAAAAACGUAGUAUUAGGUGUAUAGCGUGUAGUAUACGGGGUAGUAUAUUAUAUGUAUUACUAUUGCCAUGUGACGUUACACCGUGCACUACUAAUGACAUAUAACAAUAUUAACUUUAAAGGUAAAUGUACUUAAAUGUUGUAGUAUAAAAUAUUAAAUUAUAAACGUAGUUGUAAACAUAUUUUAUCGACUACCUACACGAUGUAUAUCGUCAACAUUUGUUGUUGCACACCUCAUACUGUACAUUAUUAUUAUUAUUAUAACAGCAUAUAUUUUUUUCACACUGUUGUAUUUUUAUAUUAUAAUGUUUUAUUGUUUUGUAUCUAUAACGCGUAUUAUAGGGCUCGUAAUCAAUUGUAUCCAUAAAUUAGUUAGUAGAUUUAUAUUAUACAUAAAUGUUUACCUGUAACUUCUACGUGUAUGUGCGAAAAAUAUACGUUAUAUCAAUCAACUGCCAA